Molecule: messenger RNA, 2627 nt
Organism: Oncorhynchus mykiss (rainbow trout)
Lineage: Eukaryota; Metazoa; Chordata; Actinopteri; Salmoniformes; Salmonidae
Product: sorting nexin-21
Biological process (GO): protein transport
Cellular component (GO): early endosome membrane
Molecular function (GO): phosphatidylinositol phosphate binding
Source: RefSeq, a predicted model, not a curated record
UGAAUCUACCUUCAAUUGGAUGCGAUCCGCCAACACAAUUCCGAAGAAGAAGACAUUCAGGGCCGCAUCCAGAGGUAAAGAGGUCGGACAGACUGUCCUAAAUAAGUUUGGGAGAGAGACCGAAGCGGCACAAUGCUGAUGAAAUAAGGUUGGGUGCUUUACGGAUCCAUCAUAACAUGGUCUGAUGGGAUGGCUUCUAAGCUAUUGGACAGACUGCGACGGACACUGUUCAAAGAAGGAGAAGUAGUUGCUAGGGAGUCAAUUGAUGUACCAGAGGACAGCUUCCCAGAGAGUUCUGAGUUAGAGGAUGACACAGAGUGUCUCUCAGAGCGGCUUGGGGGAACACUCUGCUUCGAUGGGGAGAGAGCCAUGGAAUCAGAAGACCCAGGUGGGGCCUCAGGACCAGACAGUGAUUCAGACUUCCUUGGAGAGUCCGUAGAGGAUGGAUUCAGCAGCACAGACACCAGCCCAGUGGGCCUGUCUCCUGGAGGCUCAUCCCUGCUGACAUGUCAGCUGCAGGAGAGCUGGAGGAGCUUACAGAGCUGCAGUGUGCCUGAGAAGCUGGUGUUUGAAGUGACUGAUGCCAGUGUGGUGCCAGAGAGCUCCUCCAAGUAUGUGCUCUACACCAUCCAUGUAAUCCAGUCUGGGAUGUUUGACAAAACCCCGGCCGUCAUCACCCGGCGAUACACCGACUUCGAGCGUCUGCACAGCCGCCUUCGCCGUCGUCACGGGGACCACAUGGAGCGUGUCUGUUUCCCCCGCAAGAGGCUGCGCAAGAACUUUGUGGCAGAGACCAUCGCCAAGCGGAGCCGGGCGUUUGAGCAGUACCUGGCCCACAUGCACUCGCUGGCUGAGCUGCGGCGUUCUGCCACCUUUCUGGAGUUCUUCUACCUGGGUGACCUGCAGGCUGGCCAGAUGCUGAUGCGUGUGGGCCGUUACCAGGAGGGCCUAGGCCCUCUGCUCAACGGCCUGAGGCUCCAGGAGAAGCUAGGCUGUGAGCAGCAGGGGAUACAGCAGCCUCACCACCAGCAGCGCACCCACUGGCUCUUCACCCUGUUGGCCCUGGUGACCUGCUUCCAGGAGCUGGAGCAGCUGGGGGAGGCCCAGGAGUACUGUGACCGAGCCCUGAGGGACCUGGCCCCCUCACAGGAGGCCCUGCAGCAGCACCUCUUUCACCCACUGCUCAUCCCUCUCCUCCAGACCAACGUCAGAUUGUCGUGGAAGAUCUCCAAGGAUAAGCGGCGGUGGGAGGUGCUGCUACAGGAGAUCCAGGACUCUGGGGCUGAUGUAGGGAACCAGCCCAGCUUGAAGGAGUACCUGAUGAAGGAAAACCUGGUGGAGAGCGAGGGAAACACUAAGGCCAAGGUCAAACGGGACGACACCACUUAAACCGAAGAUAAUGGUACUCCAGUUAGUUAUGAGGAAUGCACUUCAUGUAGCCUUGCAAUGAGGUAUUUGGUCUCUUUUGACAUGUAUUUUCUACAGCAGUCUGGACUGUUAGCCAUUCUAAUAUAUACACUCAACUGACCAAGUCAUACACAAUAAGCAGAAAACAAUCACAUUGUAUAGAAUGUCUCUAAAGUUCCAAGUAUUCACUUAGCUUUACCUUGUAAAUUGAAAACACUAAAGUUAUUUCAAUCGUUAUAUUUAUGAUACAGCUGCUUUGUAGCAAAUACUAAUAUUUUUAUUAAACAUUGUGUUUUUCCAGGUCAAUAUUUCAAGUACUGCUGCUUUUAAAAGCUUUUUAUUUUAAUUAUGCCAUUCAGAAUCUUGAUGUGAGUGGAUGAAUAACUUUUAGGAUAAAAAGGAUCACAGUUCAUUUUGAUAAGGGAACAGGGAUUUUCAAAGGCACAUUUUCCACUAACUAAUUUUCUACCUGUUUACAUUGUGGGUGUUAUUUGCUUGUUUACACAGUAAAGAAUUAAGGGAAAACAAUACGAUGUCUGAGCUCUUGACAAAGCACUCCUAAAUCUGUCAAGGAAUUUUAAUCAACCUUAGGGAAUUGUUAAUAGCCCAGAUUAUUCAGAGAAUGUGUUUUAUUGAUAUGCUUCGAGUAUGCAGUCUCUGUACCUUUUUAGAUUUGAGUCAGUAUAGACUUACAUGAGGGAAAAGCAUGUUAGUCUACGUUGAGUUCCAAUUCUCAGAUUUGGUCCCCUUCAUAUGCCAUAAGGGGGAGUGAGAGGGCACAGGGAGGGAGCCAAUUCACAGCUGGAAGUGUGUGAGAAUGUUUUAGACAAGAGGUAUGCUGGAACGGUGUAUUUUUGCCACAUUAACUGAAAUAGGUCCUGUAUUACAGAGCACAGUAACCAUGCGAUUUUAAGUGCAAAAAAAAAAGGUACUUUCCUACUCUGUGAAAGAAUAGGCUGUAGUUGUCGUACUUUAAUUGCUUGAGUGACAAUUCCAAACGAAUGUAAACAUGUUAGCCUAGAUUAAAAUACUAAGCACUUGCAACAACGCAUUUCAAAGUGCCUGCCUCUUUUUGUUUUAUAUUGUGAACUCUAGCCUUAACUCUACUUAUCCAAAUCCUAUUUUUCAGAGUACAUCCUCAGUUAUGACCUUUGUCUAUGUAUUAACUUUUUAAUAUUAUUGGAAUAUAUUUUGCUGAAUAAAUCUAUCCUAAAAAUGUA